AUGCACCUUUAUAAGGUCGUUCAGGAUGUUCUCGCUUGUCAAGAGGCAAUGUGGGAAGAGCUCAAAAGCAGGAUUUUGAACCGCAAGGGAACCUUAAAGGCCUUUGGGUGGGACGACGACGAGGAACUAGAGGAGCUUCAGAGCAGACGAAAAUUCGAGAUCUUGAUCGAACGGUACCAAAGCGAUAUGAGAGUUCGCAUCUCGUUGUGGUCUAGUUUAACGGAUAUGGGUUGGACGUUUCCCAUACGGGAACAGCUCUCAAAGGCGGAGCAUCUUGAAGAAGAACGUGUUCGACGUGACCUAUUGGAGGCUAUUCGACGCCAUGGCAGGGACAGUGUUAGCGAUCGGCCCUGUCGCAAUAUGAAGGCUUUCUUUGGCUACAAGCCGGCAUAA
Molecule: messenger RNA, 393 nt
Organism: Punctularia strigosozonata HHB-11173 SS5
Lineage: Eukaryota; Fungi; Basidiomycota; Agaricomycetes; Corticiales; Punctulariaceae
Exons: 2
Coding region: 1-393 (130 amino acids)
Source: RefSeq, a predicted model, not a curated record